Messenger RNA from Macrosiphum euphorbiae (potato aphid), 327 nucleotides. NCBI's taxonomy places the organism in Eukaryota, Metazoa, Arthropoda, Insecta, Hemiptera, Aphididae. The record is from the annotation of a GenBank genome assembly.
AUGGACAUUCGAACGUUUUUCAAAAAACCACGGCUAGAAAAUGAUGAGAUAGAAAAUAGUUUUAAUAACCAGUCACAACCAACUGAACCAGCGAGAAAUGCAUCUCCAGAAACAAAUGUAGCAGUGUCACUUCCAGAGAUUGUGCACCAACAUGACAUAGGAUUAUAUGUGAAUAAACCUGCAACUGAAACUAUUGACUUGUUUCCGGGACUUCAAAAUUUGAUUUGGACUCCUCCAGAAGACUAUAAAUUUCCUGUUUCCGAAAAAAGAAAUUUCAAAGAAGUUGGUUGCUUAAAUAUAAAUGGUUUGCUUAUUCAGCAAUUAUGA